GCCCCCGCGGGUCCACCAGUCUCCGCAGCAGACAGACAGACAGACAGACAGACAGACAGACAGUAGCAGCAGCGACGUGGACCGUCCGGACCGGAGAGGAUGAUGCGAACAACGUUCCUGCUGGCGUUGGCAGCCGUCCUGAGCUUCUGCUGGGCUCAGUCGGACACCGGCAGUGAGGAGGCGGCUGUGGAGGAGGAACAUGUGGAGCUUUUCACCACGCCCGCCACCAAGAUGGGCGCCGCCACCUCGGACUUCGGCUACAACCUGUUCCGGGCUUUGACGAGCCGCGAAACUUCGGCCAACCUGUUUCUGUCUCCGAUCAGCGUGUCUUCGGUUCUGACCCAGCUGUCCAUGGGGGGCUCAGAGAACGCCCAGAGGCAGCUGUACCGGGCGCUCCGGUACCACAGCCUGCAGGACCCCCAGCUCCAGAAUACCCUGAAGGACCUGCUGGCCACGGUGAACUCCUCAGGCAAAGGCCUGAGCUCGGCCGCUCGGCUCUACAUGACGCGUCGACUCCGCCUGAAGCAGGACUUCUUCAAGCUGGUGGAGCAGCAGUAUGGCGUCCGCCCCAAAGCUCUGCUGGGUGGAGCCAAAGACACGAAGGAGAUCAAUGAUUGGGUGUCUCAGCAGACGGGAAGGAAGGUCCAACAGGUCCUGACCAAGGGUCUCCCUCGAACCGCCGGCGUCAAUGCCAUCAGCGCCGCCUACUUCAAAGGGGGAUGGGUGACCCGCUUCAGUCAGGGCGGAGUUCAGCAGGACUUCCAGGUGGAAAAUGGGGCUCCGGUCCGUGUUCCCAUGAUGCAACAGGAUAACUACCCGGUGAAGAUGGGCGUGGACUCGGACCUGAGCUGCACUAUCGCUCAGAUCCAGAUGCAGAACGACGUCAGCAUGUUUGUCUUUCUACCCGACGACGUGACGACCAACACCACACUGCUGGAGGAGAGUCUGACAGCCGAGUUCGUUCAGGACCUCUCCAUGGCGCUGCAGCCGGCUCUGGUGUCCCUGACGCUGCCUGUCCUGAGGCUUAGUUACUCCACCGACCUGCUGCCACUGCUUGGCGACCUCGGCCUCAAUGACUGGUUGGACAACCAAGAACUGGAGAAGAUCUCAGUCCAGUCAGCCAAACUCACCAGCAUCAAUCAUAAGGUUGUCAUGGAAACGGCGCCCGAAGGAGUCCAGUACCCCAGCGCCGUCUUGGUGCCCUCCCACCUGACGUACCGAGUGGACCGGCCCUUCGUCUACCUGAUCCGAGACGAACCGUCAGGAGCACUGCUGUUCAUCGGGAAGGUGGUCAACCCCAAAGUCCUGACAAUUUAA
Messenger RNA from Xiphophorus maculatus (southern platyfish), 1317 nucleotides. It is a transcript of the gene serpinf1, whose product is annotated as serpin family F member 1. Gene Ontology annotation, molecular function: serine-type endopeptidase inhibitor activity. NCBI's taxonomy places the organism in Eukaryota, Metazoa, Chordata, Actinopteri, Cyprinodontiformes, Poeciliidae. The transcript is spliced from 8 exons. The record is from RefSeq and is a predicted model, not a curated record. The coding region runs from base 100 to 1317 and encodes 405 amino acids. Gene Ontology annotation, biological process: negative regulation of endopeptidase activity; negative regulation of angiogenesis.